Messenger RNA from Theobroma umbraticum, 1377 nucleotides. RefSeq names its product F-box/LRR-repeat protein At4g14103-like. Gene Ontology annotation, molecular function: protein binding. Lineage: Eukaryota; Viridiplantae; Streptophyta; Magnoliopsida; Malvales; Malvaceae. The record is from RefSeq and is a predicted model, not a curated record.
AUGGCUACUGAUGCUUUACCUCUUAGUCCCAUAAGGCAAAUGUCUUUGGAGAGACAGGACGACAGUCAGGGAGAAGACAGAAUCAGCAACUUACCUGAGGAUGUUCUUGUUCACAGUCUUUCCUUCCUUCCAACCAAAGAAGCUAUAAGGACUUCGGUUUUGUCUACAAGAUGGCAAAACUUGUGGAUGUCUCUCCCGAACCUUACUUUUACUGAUCUCUCGUAUUUACACAGAAACCAGGAUCGUGUUCCAGAAGUAAGGGCUAGUUUCAUGAAGCUGGUAGAUAGAUCAAUCCACCAUCGUAAAGCCUGUAUAAGGAAACUCUCUCUUUCCUUGCAAAAGGAAGUUGAUGUAUUCCGCUUAAACUCAUGGCUAUGUGCUGCAAUAAGGCAUAAAACUCAAAACCUUGAUCUUUUCUUAAUUGAACAAGAAUAUGUUAUCUUGCCCCAUUGUCUCUUUACUGCAGAAUCAUUGAUUAGCUUGGUGUUGAGGAUGGAAUGCACUCUGAGAGCCCCUACUCCUGUCUGUUUUUCAAGCCUUAAGUUCUUGGAACUUUCACAUGUCAAAUUUAAGGAUGUGCAGACCUGCCAAGAGCUGUUUUCAGGUUGUCUAGUCCUAGAAGAGCUGGUUUUAAAAGAGUGUAAUUGGAAGAAUAUAUCGGAUAUCAACAUUGAUAUUCCUCCUCUGAAGAAAUUCUCUCUUUCCAAUUAUACAUCUCAGCAGGUAAAACGUGUAAACUGUAAAAUCAAAAUUAACACAGCAAAUCUGAGCCAUCUAUCAUGCCAAAAUUUUCUCCGAGUUCAACUUGUUCCAUACAACCCAUUGCCAGCUCUGGAGAGUGCUCAGGUAGAUAUUUUUGGGGUUACUAAUCGAGGAGAGGAUGGUCGACGUGCAGUGCAACUACUUGCUGGACUCAAGAAUGCUAAUUCCCUCUAUGUGACAAAUGAUUCGCUUCUGGUUCUUAAUUGUGCGGAAAAUCCUGAAGCAGAUCUUCCUACAUUUCACUAUUUGACUCAAUUGUAUGUUAGACCGACUUGUUGCCUUCCUGAUGUUGGUACUGUGGGAGCAGUGAUGUAUCUGCUUCAAAAAGCACCCAACCUUGAAUUUCUUAGCAUUGCCUCGGAAUUUCAAGGACAAGAUCUAGAUUGGUUUUUCCAAACUCUUCCUUGUUUCACCUCUCGCCUAAAAUCCUUUUCCAUCAUGUAUUUUGAGGGCACUGCCGCUAGUAUACAAUUGUUGAAGUAUUUGUGUCAGCAUGCACCUGUUUUGAAGAAGAUAUAUUUGUUUUCCUCAUAUGAAUUGACAGAAGAGAUCAAGGAUCAAGUGCUACAAGUCCUUGGAGACUCGAAAAGAGUUAAAAUUCGGUUCUAUAGCUGA